Messenger RNA from Agrilus planipennis (emerald ash borer), 5108 nucleotides. RefSeq lists its product as uncharacterized. NCBI's taxonomy places the organism in Eukaryota, Metazoa, Arthropoda, Insecta, Coleoptera, Buprestidae. Bases 155 to 5002 code for a protein of 1615 amino acids. The transcript is spliced from 6 exons. The record is from RefSeq and is a predicted model, not a curated record.
UAAGAAAGCGACAGCAUUUGUCAAAAUUCAUCGUUAUAUGUCAAUCAUAUCAAAUGGUCGCAUUUCAAAAUUCCAGUAGAAUGCAUGAAGAUAAUAAGAAUGUCUAAAUAUAAAGAAAACAAUUUGAGUUCGAACACAGUAAUGUUAAAGAAUAAUGAACGUAAAUCGAAGAUGUAAGUCAGAAGGAUCAUUGCUAGUAAUUGAGUCAGAUGAAGAAUUUACAGAUGCCCAAACCGUUAAACAAAGAAUAUUCGAUGAGCUCAAACGAAUUAUAGUCCCUCAGUUGAAUUUAGCUCAUAACAAUAGCUUUAAAUGUCCUUUCUGUUGUCCUGAACUCCACGAAAGUGAUAGUAUAUUAUACAGAUGCCCUAUAUGUUUCCAAAAGGCUACAAAGAUUAAGAAACAUCGCGAAAUAGUGCCAUAUGUAGCUAAAAGUCAACCGUCGUUCAGUCUCACAGACAUUAAAUCUGAAAAACUCAUAAAGCAAACUCUGGCUAUUGAAGAUGCUAAAAGAUCUGCAUCAAACAUACAAGAAAUUUCAAACACACUAAAACAGCUUUAUAAGGCACGUGAUCUACUAGAUCCAGUAAUAAAUGAAAUAAUUUUGAGCGCCUCGCAAUUAACCGUUAGAGAAAUUCAUGAAUUUCGAAAGGAUAACUAUCCUAUUUGUUAUAUUACCGCCAAACAGUUCAAGGACACAUCUGAUGUCAUAAAUAUGUUUUUAAAGGUUGUUGAGGGGCUUUCCGGAAAGCGAUCUUCCUUACCUACAAACACAACAUCAAAUUCACUUUCUUAUUUUAAUGAAAUUAUAGUAAAUACAUUGUAUUUAGUGAAUAAGGAUGAUCCUUAUGGAAGUCCUGAUGAACAGAAGGUUUAUGUGGACAAAUUUGUACUGAAGGAGUUGAUUCAACUCCACGAGGUACUGGGAUGUACAAUAGCAGUGAUUCAAGAUGCAGAAAGAAAGGAGCGACGGAAACCAAUAGAUCUUUCACCCAAAGAAUCAGAAUCAAUAGAACUUACAAGGAAACUUUCUGCGGCAUCCAAAGCUUCCUUAUCGCACAAACAAAAAACGCAUAAAGAAAGCAAGUCGAAGAAGUAUAGAUCGCCUAAGCCCUGCUCAGUAGGAGCAAGUAAAGACCGAGAAUGCAGAGGAGUACAUGUCAAACCAGUCAAAAGGCCUUUACGAGCAAUGGCUGAAAUGGCAAAAUAUAAGGAAUGUUCGCGAGGUGAUAAGAAACAGUGCAAGCGUUCUGAAACAGAUAAGGAAUGCCAAAAGAAAGGACUAUUUGCAUGUUGUAACAGAAAGAAAUGCAAAAAAGAAGGAAGAAGCAUGCAGGAUGUCAACAAGAAAAAAAGCAUUAGCUUUGCAGAGUCAAAGGACAACGUACUUUUGGAAUUCAAAAUUGAUGGCAGGCCCAUUCAAAUAAAAAUGGACAAGAAUACCAAGGAAUAUUUGGUCAAAUCACUUCAAAAAAGCAAAGCCCUGAAUAUAACAGCAAGCGAUGAAAAAUCUCCUAAUGCGCAAGAAAGUUCAAAUUUUAUCAAUAGCGUCAUGCUCGAUCGUCAUGACUAUUGCAAGAAAGGAUCUCCUUACACCGUUGAAUGUAACUGCGACUCUGAUGAUUCGGUAUUACUGACACAGCCCAGCCCUGAUUCACGUUGUACUAGUGGAAAACCACAAUACGAAAGUGGAGGUUCCUCCAGAAACUUCGAAACAAGUUCGUUGAGAAAAGCCGAGGACACGCAUACACAAACGAAAAAUUCAAAAACCUCAAUGGGUCUUUGUAAGACAAAAAAUGCAUUUGGCAAACAAAAUGGCCCUUGCCCAUUUGUUUGUCUCAAUUAUGCUAGAGAUACACAAACGUUACAUUUGGUUAAGACGCAUGGAUCUCAGAGAUACGAUUCUGACUCCAAUUCAGUUAGUUCUAAGUGCAAUAGUGGAGUAGCAAAUAUUUAUCCUAAAAGUGACGAAGAAUCCACCGGCAUUCAAAUGUUUCUACCCUCUACUAGGAAUAACUGCAUCUGGAAUUCACAGAAGCGUCUUUCUGACCCUGACAGUAAACUUUUCGAUCAAUCUAUUAGCCUUUUCUCUCUACCAAAAUGUAAUUAUCAACCAGAAAGUCCUCCAAAUACCAGAAACAUUAAUGACGUAUGCUGUCAAAAAGAGAACACACAAUUAAAAUACAAUUUUGAGAAUGAUGAUUACCGUAAAACCCAUAAAACAUCUCAAGGUACUGAAACUCAUUGCGUUGAAUAUACGGCUUUUAGGUGUAUUGCCGAAAAAGACACAGAAUUAAUUCAAUCACUAGAAUCUUGCAAUUAUUCGCCUUCAGAAGAUUGUUCGUACGGCUCUUUAAUGAGAAAAUAUACUGUCAUCCACAAUCAAACCAAACCAGGUUAUAAAUCAUGUAAAGGAACAUCGGAAACAAGUUUCAAAGUUUACACAGCUUUGAAUGCGCAAGGUACGAUGGAACAAGGUUCAAUUAAUCAACGCGGUGCUUUAAACGUUUGCUGUAAAUGUAGAAAAAAGCUUCAAAAUGAAGAAGAUAAAGGUGAAAGUACAAAAAGUGGUGAAGAAAGAAACGAUUCCGUCGCCAUUCAAACUUCACAACAUUCACUAAAAGAAUCGGCAGUAGGUUCCUCACAAACUGAAGAUAAGGGAGAUCUUCAGACUAUGCAGAAAAAUGCUUCAUUGCAACCACCGUCUGAACCAUCUGCCUGCUUUCAAAAAUCCAAUUCAGCCCAGACUAAUUCUGAUUUGAAACAAACGUGCUACAAAUUUCCUAGGACAUGUAAUCGUGGGUGUUUGAAGGGAGAAUCUAGAGGACGGAUCCCCAGUGUUACACUACCAAAUGAUUCUCAAGAUAAUACAACCGAUAAAUAUACUGUAACACAAGAAUCAACGUUAAAAGGGUCAAACGAAGAUUUUAAAAGCGUUCAAAACGAUUUCAACACAUCUCCUAAGACAUACAAUGAAGCAAUUCAAGGUACUUCCAAUGACAAAUGUCGAGGCUGUUUGAAAGGACAAUCCAGGAAUCGAAAUCCCUGUAAUACACCGCAAAAUAAUUUUCAAGAUAAUACAACUGACAAUUACACAGCUUCAACACAGGAUCCUAAGUUAAAAGAGCCAACUGAAGAUUUUAAAAGCUUUCAAAAUGAUUUAAAAGCAGGAGAAAUGCACUUCGUAUGUAAGGGAAACAAACAAUGUCGUGGUCGUGCUGCACAAUAUUCCUACCUAAACCCACCUUCCUUUCCGGAAGGAUCAACUAACGAUUUUGAAAAUUUACAAGAGGAAACAAAAUAUAUUACCUGUAAGGAAAAUAGACUAUGCGGUGGCCGUGGAGUACAAACCGGUGAUAGAAUAGUUUGUCCAGAAGCAGCUAAGGGAACUCAAACCUUGCCCAACCAAUGCACUUCGGAAACAGAAAAGGAAUCAUCUUUUAUGUGUUCAGCCGUUCAAACUAACGAUGAAGAUCAAUUUUCACGUUAUCGAAAAGGAAGUAGAAGCUACCAGGAAUCAGAAAACAGAAGUAAUAAUAACGUUGAAAAAACAGAUCGUCAUUCUUGUACAGUUGUGACUUUAUGUAGUUCCACGUCGAUUGACAGCAAAUGUAAGUCAGAUAAUGCUGAAAUACAAACUGAUGAACACGUUAAUCCGAAUUCUGAAAAAGAACAAUCGGAAACACAAAAAGAAUCUCAGUCUAAUAAAGAUGCGGAUGUCUCGUCUUUGCAGAUACAAACCGGUUAUGGCACAGGAAAAAAAGACCUAAUGGUCAUUAAAAUAGUGGUUCCUGAAGCCGCGGCGGCAGCGAUAGAACAAAGUUUGAUGGAUGAAGCCACAACAACUCCGGAGUCCAGUAAUAAUUUGCCAGUGGCAGUUGAAAUUGUCUCUUCUUUCUCUACAAACGUGAAAGUCCUCCGAUCUGAUGCAGACAUGUGCUCCGGUUCAAGACGACCUUCUAGGAAAUCCGACAGGAGCGUAGAUAAAACCUCACUGAGCCGUCAUAUCACACCAGUAAAGAAUCUUUUACCACCUCGCCAUAUGUCUGCCAAUCGUGUAAAAGUUUCGAAAGCGACAGUUUCACGUCCUGGCAUCAGAGUUAACUCCGAUUCGAUCUGUCGAUGUAAUCAGUUACCUCAAAUUCGGAGAUACGAUAGACUUUCAGACCCAAAUAAAAAAAAAAGUAACUUCCAGGGAGAACUGAAUGAUUGUGAAUGUAAAUCCUGCUCCUGUCCAUCUCUAGUGAAGUUCGACGAUGUAAAAGGAAAUAAUAUUGUUCCUUCUUCAAAAGUUAUAAAAGAUCGAAGGGCAUCUCCUUCUAAAAAUGUUGGCACAUGGAGACAGACAGUUCUAGAAGCGAUUUACAGAUUAUUGUUUGGCGAAAACUGUGAGAAUUUUAAGAAGGGUCAGGAAUGUGAAAUUGAUGUAGAAGAUACAACUACGACUGUUAAAUAUUCUCAAGAAUGUCAAUGUCCUUCCAUUCAUGCUUUUAGAACUCACGAUAAAAAGGAAUCGGUAACGUAUAGGUGCAAUCUUGUAAGUCCGAAUUUCGGAGAUUUAUCUGUCAUGAGAAACGCAAUCGACAGAGAUCUUAUAAGUCAAUUGGGCGACAUAUUGAAAGUCAAGUCAUCUAAGCUCAGCAGGAAAGGAAACAAACUCGAUUUGUCACUAGUAUUGUCUUUUCAAACGCAGACGGCGACAAGAUUUAAAACCAAAGAAACCAUUUCCUGCAUUACUGAACCCCAUAAUAACUUGAACAUAGGAAAUGCCGCUUGGGGAAUUAGAGCUGAUUUUAAAACAGAAAAAGGUUUAUUUAAAAAUAAUAAAUUCUCCAGACAAAUUACCUCAACUUCGUUUCUCAAAAAUAUUUUGAGGAAACAUUCUUGUCGUUCAAUUCUUAUAAAUCCACUGGUAGAAAACUCUUUACAAAAUGGUCAAAAGUGGUCUAUUUCUACAAGAGAAUCGAACCUUGGACCGUUUUCUGAAAAACCUAAAGGUUAAACCUUAAAUUAAAUAAUUAAUAGUAUUUACGGAAAAAUUGGAAAAUUGGAAUCAAUAAGCAACUUUACCUAUUUCAAAAUGUGCAAAUUGUACCGACCUUGUUGGU